Acanthaster planci (crown-of-thorns starfish) is the source of this 4595-nucleotide messenger RNA. RefSeq names its product proton-coupled folate transporter-like. Gene Ontology annotation, biological process: transmembrane transport. The record is from RefSeq and is a predicted model, not a curated record. Gene Ontology annotation, cellular component: membrane. Gene Ontology annotation, molecular function: transmembrane transporter activity. Lineage: Eukaryota; Metazoa; Echinodermata; Asteroidea; Valvatida; Acanthasteridae.
CCUUUGAAAACCCGCAAAAUCCACGUAAAACCGCGCACUCGUGACUCGUCCACCACCUUUACGAAUCUUUGAUACGUUGGUUCUAUUGAAUAAUAGACGUUGGCACAGAAAGGAUAAGUAUGGCAUGUCGGCUUAUUGUGUUUCUACGCAGGCCAGGCCAACAAAAGAUUAGCUCUGCAGCAAGCAUUCACCGGCUAAGUCCGAUAUGAAUACCGAGGUGUGUUUUGUACCAUAUAAAGCAUGGUCGUGUGACUGUCACCGACUCUCGUCUGUAUCUGGAGCUGUACUGUAAGUCACACAACACAGAAUUUCCCUUCCGGAUACAGGUACAUGUUACGAUUACCACGUGCUUGGAUUUCAGGUAAACCGCAGGAGGUAUAUGUGAUGUUCUCGUAGGCAUACUGCAUUGGACUACAGAGAUUUUAAGUGCCAAGAUGACCUUCUGGUAUUUGAACCUCGUCACAGUCGAACCUGUGCUCUUUCUCUUCACCAUGUCUCUCUUCAUGCAAUACCCGGUCACCCAGCUGCUUGUGCUCCACAAGGUUUGCCUGUCAAUACACAACAGUACCGCAGUAUGUGCCAACAUCAGCGAAGAUGCAGACGAAGAGAAUGAGGUGCAGUCUACGGCGGCUCAUUGGAACCUGUACCUGACAAUAGCCAUCAACCUCCCAGGCGCACUCAUGUCGGUUAUUUACGGUGCCAUCAGCGACCAAGUCGGCCGGAGGGGCGUCAUGGUCCUGCCCUCUGUUGGACUAAUUCUAGGUUCAGUGGGCUUCUUCCUGCAGUCCCACUUCAUCCACGCUCACGUGGCUUAUCUCCUACCCAGUGCCUUGAUCAUUGGCGUCUUUGGUAAUGUCGGAGCUUCGUACAUAGCGCUGAUGAGCCACAUAUGCGACAUCACCGAGGUGUCGAGUCGCACUAAACGACUUGGAAUCAUGGAAUCCAUGAGUUUCAUCGGGGGACCCAUCGGCAUGAUGGCGGCGGGGGCUAUGGUGCAGCAUCACGGCUUUGAAGUCGUAUACUUGCUCAUUAUCGCAUUGAAUUCAGUCAUCGUCCUCUAUAUUGCACUCAGACUUGAAGAGCCAUCGAAGAGGUCAGUGAAAUCCGAUAAAAAAUUGAGGAGUAUAUCACAUGUAUGGCUGCGCAGAAUGUGUCGCCAUGUUUCCAGCAGCCUACUUCGAACGUUGAGAGUCUACUUCAUUAAGCGAGAAGAUAAAAGGAGACGGUACCUGUUGAUCAUCCAACUGAUUGGUAUACUGGGCAUUGUUGCAUUUGCAGGGGAGUUGGACCUGUUUAUCUUGUACACCAAACAUUCUCCUCUGACCUGGUCAGCUAGUACCAUCGGGAUCUAUCUCUCUGUCAGGACUCUUCUAAAGGGGGUGCCUCUGGCCAUCGGUCUGCCGAUACUUUUCGGGUACUUCCGACACCGCUCGGUGAGGUUCGACCUGGUCCUGGCCAUGUUGGGUCUGGUUUCCGUCGCUGCGUCCAUGAUUCUCGUGGCUUUCUCGCAUAGUAUGUUCAUGAUGGCGCUAGUGGCUGGUAUAGGCUGCCUGUCUGGAUACCCAGGAGCGAUCAUGGGAUCGAUCAAGUCCAAACUCGUCCAACCCGACGAAUUCGGUGCUCUGUUUGCGUGCACCGUCCUGAUUCAAACCGCAUUCGUCGCCGCUGGCUCCCUUCUGUUCAACACCUUGUACUCAGCAACACUGCGUGUUUGGCCUGGACUCUCAUUCAUAGGAAUCGGUGCUAUUUACAUGGUUAAUCUAGUCCUUGUUAUUUACCUGUGGCUUGACAUGGCAGAUGUAAAACUGAAUGAGAACCACACACCGGCCGAAGAUCGGGAGUUUGCUGUGAAACUUCUGAGCGAAACUGAAGAUUCCGAAAUGGACGAUGCGGUUGUGUAGUGAUUAAUAUGCUGGCAUAAGUACUUUAGAAUGCACCGAAUAGGGUCAAGAGCCACUUUUGAAUCCCCUUUUAAGCCGUCGGUGCAGUUUUCACCGGACAAAAGGAAUCAUUUUGGGGGUUUGCAUCGAGAAAAUUUUCCAUGACUUAGCAGCACUACAAGACCGCCAGAGCUAGCGAUUAAACUGGAUAUAACGGCAUCAUCGUCGAUUCCUGUCGUUGGAAAUGGUUGCCAGGUGUCGACAAGUGUCUCAGGUUGUAUGUAUCUAGUACGACAAGUUUCACUGAUGAAUUGGCAGUAUUGAGAGAAGGAAGGGAAUACAGCUAAAGAUCGAGACAGUAUCAUCAUUACGAGCUAUAGUGGUGGACUAUAUGUGAAAUACUAGUAACGGUGAAUUCGCAGUCCUGUUAAACACAAUUUAGUGUCGUAUGGGUAGAGCCGUUCAGACAUUUGUGAUCAGUGUGAUUCUAGUUCAGUCACGUCCUCUGAAUAAGGACAGGGACCAGUCCAAAGAUCGUAUAGCGCCGCGUGGGCGCAUAGCGAUCUUUGGACCAGUCCAUUAUCGGGCACCCAUUAUCGGAAACCCAACAGCAAUCGUGAGCGAACAGCCAGCAUUUUGUUCGAAUUUCAACCGGUUCAUUUUUUUAUUUAGUCUGUUAAGCAAAACUUUACGCUCUGCUGACAUUUUUCCUGAAUUCUCACUGAAAAAGCUUUGAAUCGCACAAAGCUGCAGAAAGAAAAACGCCGAAGUGACGAUCGAUCAUCUACAAUAAAUUAACGUCAGUGCAAUUUCGUUCAAGAGUUUCACGAUGAGAUAGAUGCGUGAAUACUUGUAUGCAUGAAUUUAGGGUACUAAACGGUACGUGUAGUAAUAUGCAUUUGUCGACUAUAAACAGGUGGGAGCUUAUCAAAAGGGAAAAUGCUCUAAUUUGUAUAGUUACGCAAAUUUUAUAUUGUUAUUUUCAAGUAAUCAAAUUAUGGUUUCUUUUCUGUGAAAUUCAAGACUUUCUUCGACGAGACCUGUAUCAGUAGUAACAUGAAGGGCCAUGCUGUGUUAUUUUUGUAACUUCGUUUGAAUGCACCAUGUGUUCUAUUCAACAUUAUUUUCAAUUUUUAUUUAUGGGCGUGUUGGUGCCACUUCGCUUUUUAUGCUGAUGCAAAUUUGCAUAUUCACGAAGACAGGUGUAGUGACAUUCCUGAGGAACUUCAUUGUCGCAUUCAGAGUCAAAAUUUACCAUUCUUUCGACUAUUUUGUUUCUUGAUUUUCAGUUUUUUCUUUCGUGAUUCUUUGUUAUUUCUCUGGAUAGGAGUAGGCAAGUAUGAAAAGUUUUCUCACAAAUAUGAACACAUUUUGGUUUAGGUUUCCAAUUUAGAAAAAAUACCAAUAAAAAUGAACAGACUUUUCCUUCAAUGAAAUCGCUGACUAUUAUUUUGUCAGGUAAAGCUUGGACAGUUUACUAAGCGGUCUUUUCAAAAAGGUUAUCCUCAAACACCGCAGAUGCCAAGGGUGUAGAAAGUUGUGCAAAAUAGGUUUCCUAGUAACAUUCAUGAUUGGUGGCUUCUGUUGUCACACUGGUGCAAAUACCGACUAGACGGGAAAGGUACAAAGUUUGGUUAUGCCUAACAGAUUUUAAAUAUUUGCGAUUUUAAACAUUUCCCAUCACAGGGGAUUAAAACCAGAGGAAACGUUUUGGAUUUGAUUCUUCGAAUCUUUUUAAUGAUUUUUACUGUUAAAUGGGAUGGCCACUAUUUUAGGAUUUCCGUGUUCCAAGUCUAGCUCCUUUACCUUGUUUUUUUUUUCAAAAUCUGGCGUAAAAUACUAAAGGUACGCUUUAUCACAGAUUUGAAAUUAUUCAUCAGAGUAACCGGUAUUAAUUUUGCCUGCAGAAAAUUUAAUUCUUUGGUUGUUGCUAUAGGCCUAAGUUCCAAAAAUGAAAACAGGGUCUUAAAGACCUUCGUACUAAUGAUGUCACACUUUGCGUGGAAGCUAAGCUUCCUAUGAAGUUACAUACAUGCACAUGUACAUGUAUUGAAAGAUUACACGUAAACAAAGUGUAAAGUCAUCACGGGUUCGUCGGUGUGACGUCACUUCAGUUUAACUCAUGCCCAGGCCCAAUGCAUCAAUAUAACCACUUCGAUUAUCGAUCCACCCGUUCGUUGGAGUUGGUGGCAGCAAAACGUAUGCGAAACCGUUUACACGGUAGUGCCGCUCGCUGCCAAUUUCCCGAGGCGUAGCUUUAAAAUGCAUGGAAUAAAAUUGGGAAAUUCAGCAAAAUCAAAACUUUUCCCUAUCUAGAACAGGAAUCCAGAGCUGCGCUCUUGUACUUUGUCAGGACAAAAGUUUCGGAUGUUGCCAUGAGCUCGGUACGAAAGCCUCGGAUGUUUUCAGAGCACUGUAGGUGUAACUCUCGGGAUGGCAGCUGUCACACCGAGCACUAUGAGCCAUAUCAAGGUCUGGUUUUUAAGCCCAUGGAGUCUGGAAAAGCCUCAGCACAUCAAUGCUCACCGGGAUAUUUUGAGUUGGCGGGUCCUUGACUUCAAUUUCACGGAUUCCUCGUUCCUCAUUGAGACUGCAGCUGCAAUGACUCUCACAUAUAACACCGGCAACAGUGGGAAUCAACAAAUUCCGAGGCUUGUAAAAGGCUAUACUUCCAAACAUAUGCAGCAAGGUAUGAGACGGAGAGAACCCCCCCCU